AUGCAUCAAUUUUACAACACUACAUGUCCUACGAAAAAACCAAUAAAGUCUAUAAUUGAAUUUAAAGAUGAUUCGGAAAGAUCUUAUAGUUUUAUUGAUAGUAUCAGUGAGACCACUACAGAAACAAAAAAUGCGAGUUUAUUAGAAAAGGACGUACUACAAAACCCAAAGGAAUCUGAGUUCAUUGCAGAUAACGAUACUCAAUUUGAUUUUAUGUCACAUUUGUUUGAUAUUACAAAAAAAUCUUUCAUAGAAACAGAGAGUACAACGAAAUGUAAGGAAGUGUUGGCUAUUGAUGAAUUUUUGGAACUACUUAAAAGUAGACUAAGCAAUGAUCAAAUAUUAAAGGAAUUAUUAUUGUCUACAACCAAAUCGCCUAUCACAGAAUCGAUCGCCUUUGAUAAGACAGUAGCUGCCCUUAUAGACCGACUUUAUACUAAAAAGAAAACAGCAAUGACAACUACGUCAACAGAAAGUAACAUAAUUAAUUCAACAUUUCUCGCUGAUUUGGUGGAGGCUGUAAUAUUUAGACAUAGUGAUAAAUAUUCCAGCACUGAAUAUAGUAAAAUUCAUACCGAUAUUAGGGUUGUUGUCGCUCCUGUAAAGAUACAAGCAGAAUUUGCUGACAUAAAACCGAAUAUGGAGUUUACGGGGCAUUACUUUUUCCCAGAGGAUGAAGAGCAAUCAGAACAAGAAACAACUGUAUUAUAUGAUGAUGCAGAAACAAUCCCCGGAUCUGAAAUUGUUUUAGAAAUUGAAGACAUAAAAAGAAGUAGAGUGACGAAGGAUUUCAUCGAUGCUAUUCUUGAAUCUGACCUUGAUGCAGAAGGCAUAACAGAACAUGCUUUACCAGCUUACAAUAAUAACAACGGUACGGGCGAAUUC
Brenthis ino (lesser marbled fritillary) is the source of this 885-nucleotide messenger RNA. Lineage: Eukaryota; Metazoa; Arthropoda; Insecta; Lepidoptera; Nymphalidae. The record is from the annotation of a GenBank genome assembly.